UUUUAUGUUAGUCACUUGCCUUUGGUCCGUUGGUGUGUACCUUUGGUUUUGUUGCUUUUGCAGAUUGUUCUGUAGCUAUUUUUUUGUAAUUUGGCGUGACAAAGUUGAAACCCAUUUUAGUCGUUGAGUUUUGGAAAAUAUGGAAACUAUUUUAGAACAGCAAAGGCGAUACCACGAGGAGCGUGAGCGGUUAGUAGAUGCCAUGGUUAAAGAAAUGCUUCAUAAGAAAAUCAGUCAUCGUGAAGUGAUAAACUCUGAUUAUCGCUUGAAAUAUCUAAUAGAUCGGUAUCUAACGGGCACAGAAAGGCUGGUUGAAUUGUACGAAGACAGAGAUGGACACAGAAAAGCAGAAGUUGCCGCACUGACUGGACCGAACGAAUUUCAGGAAUUUUACAUGAGGCUAAAGCAAAUUAAAGAUUUUUACCGUAAACAUCCAAAUGAAAUUAGCAUUCCCAUGUCUGUAGAAUUUGAUGAAUUGGCAAAGGCGAGAGAGAACCCCACAGAUGAAUUAUCUAAUUUGGUUGACUUUUCCGACGAAGAAGGAUAUGGAAAAUUUUUGGACUUGCAUGAGUGUUAUGAAAAAUAUAUUAACCUGAAGGGCAUUGAGAAGGUGGACUAUAUCACCUAUUUGAGUAUGUUUGAACAGCUAUAUGACAUUCCAAAAGAACGAAAAACAGGGGAAUAUCGACGUUACCUUGUUAUGUUAAUUGAGUACUUGAGUUGGUUUGUGCAACGUGUGAAACCCCUAAUGGAUUUGGAAGCUGAUUUACAGACGGAAGUGGAUGCUGUUAUUAAUCAGUGGGAUAGUGGAACAGUUCCAGGGUGGCCUAAAGAAACAGGAUCUGCUUUGGCCAAUGUUGGAGCACAUUUGGAAUUGUCUGCAUUUAACAGUUGGGAAGAGUUGGCGUCGUUAGGCUUGGAUAGGUUAAAAUCGGCUUUGCUCGCUCUUGGAUUGAAAUGUGGAGGGACUCUUGAGGAACGAGCUCAGCGGCUAUGGGCUACAAAAGGUACAACAUCUUUGGAUCCAUCUUUAAUGGCCAAGAAUAAAAGUGGAAAGGCAAGUAAAGAAAGGGAACAAUUGAGACACAGAGAUCUCGCUUGCUUAGAGGCUCAAGUGUAUAGGUUAGCAGAAUUGGUUGCAAUGCAACGUGUAGCAACAAAAGAAAAUGUUCAGAGAAAACAAGCGCGCACUGACGGCGAGCGGGACGACAGUGAAAAUGAAGAAAGCGACGAAGAAAGUUUGGAAGAUGACACUGAUGAUGUUCCGUACAAUCCGAAAAAUCUACCCCUCGGUUGGGACGGAAAACCAAUACCAUACUGGUUAUAUAAACUACAUGGCUUAAAUAUUAACUACAAUUGUGAAAUUUGCGGAAAUUACAUUUACAAGGGACCAAAAGCUUUCCAAAGACAUUUUGCAGAAUGGCGACACGCUCACGGUAUGCGCUGCCUCGGAAUUCCGAACACUGCUCAUUUUGCCAACGUAACCCAAAUAGAGGAUGCUCUUGCAUUGUGGGAGAAACUGAAAGUUCAAAAACAGGCAGAAAGAUGGCAACCAGAAACAGAGGAAGAAUAUGAGGAUUCCCAAGGCAAUGUAGUUAAUCGUAAAACUUAUGAGGAUCUUAAAAGACAGGGUCUUCUUUAAAUUUAGUAUUACUAGUUUUAUUUUAUAAGCAAAGCUGGAUUAUUUUACAAUGCCAUGAUUAAUAAUAAUAAAGACAACAUAUAAUAAA
Photinus pyralis (common eastern firefly) is the source of this 1730-nucleotide messenger RNA. RefSeq names its product splicing factor 3A subunit 3 (gene noi). Gene Ontology annotation, molecular function: RNA binding; zinc ion binding. Gene Ontology annotation, biological process: mRNA splicing, via spliceosome. The record is from RefSeq and is a predicted model, not a curated record. The coding region runs from base 140 to 1642 and encodes 500 amino acids. Gene Ontology annotation, cellular component: nucleus; spliceosomal complex. The transcript is spliced from 10 exons. Lineage: Eukaryota; Metazoa; Arthropoda; Insecta; Coleoptera; Lampyridae.